Solea solea (common sole) is the source of this 851-nucleotide messenger RNA. RefSeq names its product RAB3D, member RAS oncogene family, b (gene rab3db). Gene Ontology annotation, cellular component: synaptic vesicle; endosome; plasma membrane. The transcript is spliced from 4 exons. Gene Ontology annotation, biological process: protein secretion; regulation of exocytosis; protein localization to plasma membrane. NCBI's taxonomy places the organism in Eukaryota, Metazoa, Chordata, Actinopteri, Pleuronectiformes, Soleidae. The record is from RefSeq and is a predicted model, not a curated record. Gene Ontology annotation, molecular function: GTPase activity; GTP binding. The coding region runs from base 1 to 669 and encodes 222 amino acids.
AUGGCAUCAAACGACUCGCGGCUCCAGCAUCAGCCCUCUCAGAAGGAUGCGGCUGACCAGAACUUUGAUUACAUGUUCAAGCUGCUGAUCAUCGGCAACAGCAGUGUGGGGAAAACCUCCUUCCUGUUUCGCUACGCAGACGACUCCUUCACUUCGGCCUUCGUCAGCACCGUGGGCAUCGACUUCAAGGUCAAGACCGUGUUCCGAAACGACAAGAGGAUUAAGUUACAGAUCUGGGACACAGCCGGUCAGGAGCGGUACCGCACCAUCACCACAGCGUACUACAGAGGAGCCAUGGGGUUCCUGCUCAUGUAUGACAUCACAAACCAGGACUCCUUCAAUGCAGUGCAGGACUGGGCGACACAGAUCAAGACUUACUCCUGGGACAAUGCUCAGGUGAUCCUUGUUGGUAACAAGUGUGACCUGGAGGACGACAGGCUCAUACCCGCAGAGGACGGCCAGCGAUUAUCAGAGGAUUUAGGCUUCCAGUUCUUUGAGGCCAGCGCGAAGGACAACAUCAACGUUAAGCAGGUGUUUGAGCGUCUGGUGGACGUCAUCUGUGAGAAGAUGAAUGAGAGCAUGGAGGGAGAUGCCAACCUGGUGUCCAACCACAGGAACCAGGGCCUUAAAGACUCGCCUUCAGAGAACCAAGGGGGCUGUGCCUGCUAAACCGCCUGUCCUCCCACCGAGUCCCCCCAACACACACACACACACUAAUACUCCCACAUCCUACAAAGUGUUGCACCGCUUCUUCUUCUUCUUCUUCUUCUUCUGUCUUCACUUAAGCCACGCCCCAGCUCUGCUUUGUCACAGCUUCAUCAUCAGCACUGUCAGACCCCCCCCCCCCCCCC